Molecule: messenger RNA, 4731 nt
Organism: Mucor velutinosus
Lineage: Eukaryota; Fungi; Mucoromycota; Mucoromycetes; Mucorales; Mucoraceae
Exons: 11
Coding region: 1-4731 (1576 amino acids)
Biological process (GO): DNA-templated transcription; DNA repair; chromatin remodeling
Cellular component (GO): Ino80 complex; nucleus
Molecular function (GO): histone binding; ATP hydrolysis activity; ATP-dependent chromatin remodeler activity
Source: RefSeq, a predicted model, not a curated record
AUGGCGUUUGAACAACCAAAUCAGUCGCCUCAUAGACCACAGGCACAAAACGAUCAAAACUCACCAGAUGUAUCUUUACCACCCAUCACAUCGGAAGAAUGGGAGUAUAACAGAUAUAAUGCUGCACCCAUGAACAGCAGACCUUAUCCUCCUGCUGCUUAUACAAAUCACCCAUCCCAUCCACCUCCUCCAUCUCAACAACAACAGCAACCUCAUCCACCACAAGAUUAUGCAGCUCGCGAUAGCUAUGUUUCGGCAUACCCUCCAAGCUCGUGGGAGCAGAACAAUCGUCAGUAUCCUCAUCCACCACCACCAAGAGGAUAUCCACAGCCAUAUUCUCCCCCAGCACUUGCACAGACCAAUGCUCCCUAUGAUCCCAUUCGUAGCAGCUAUCAGCCACCUGUUAUGUCAGAGACACUUUCACCAAUGCAGGAUCGCAAUCAGCCAGUGAUUUCGCCAGUGAUGUCUAUAUCUCAAUUGCUCUCUUCAGACAACAAUGACCGAAGAGCAAUGUAUUCACCUACUGAAAUGCCUAUGCCCAGCAGUAAUUAUCCUCCUGUUGCAAAUAUCGCUCCUGCUCACAUUGCACCAGCUAGUCAUCGACCUCAUGUCGCUCCUCCCUCUGUACCUCAACCACCACCACCACUACCAACUCAUCCAUCCAGCAACCUCCCUCCUGCAAAUCUUCAUGGUAGUAAGCUUUCUCCCGUCAACAUGGUACAGUCGAAUACUACACCUGCUGCCAAUGUCGCACCUGCACAGCCAGCACAAUACAGCUCUUUUGAUUCCAUUGAGCGCCGAAACAAUGGCAUUCAAAAUCUGCUCAACAAUGAUAACGAGGAUAGGUAUCAAAUGGCUGAUUCAGAUACAGAUACAGAAGACAUACCUUUGAUCAAAUCACCUAAAAUGACAGGCGCAAAGAAGGAUUCCAGCAAAGAAAACAAUGGAAAAUCAACUGCUUCAAAGAAAAAAAUAGUCAUUGUGCAGAGCGACGACAGCGAUUCUUCAGCAGAUGAUUUAAGCGACAUUGAGAAGGUAUCCAAGCCGAAUAAAUCCGCAGUAAAGCGUGCUCACGAAGAGCUGUUGUCUUCUGGAGAAGACGAUGAUGAUGAGAUACUGCACACACACAGGGAGGAGAUGAUUAAGUUCAUGGUUGAAGUCCACCGACGAAAGAGACGUAUAAUCGAAGAAUAUGAAAAAAAGGAAGCUAGACGUCAUGCUAGAAUGAAAGAGCGUGUUGAGCAGAUCUAUUACAAGCGAUUUGGCACAUCCAUGCCAACCAGCGACGCAUUCAACCCCAAAUCAAAGCGCUUUGGCAGAAAAUACAAACUUCACCAACAACAACGAAGCGACGGCGAUACCACUGAUACAGAAAUUCAUGUCGAUUUGGAUGACAAUGGCCGCAGCAAGCCAAUGACAGAGCGCAAGGUGGAAGAUGAACGAAAGAAGAUUUGGCUAACCAUUGCUCGAAAGGACAUUCCACGAAUGACUCGUAUUCUGUCUCGUGUGCAAGCAACUCGAUCUGGCAACUGCAAAAAGGUGGCUCAGUACUGUCAAAAGGAAGUGCGUCGUGUUGCUACUAACGGUGGUCGUGCUAAUCGUGACAUGCAGAACAAGGCCAAGCGUGCUAGUAAAGAGAUGCUGCUCUUCUGGAAGAAGAAUGAAAAGGAAGAGAGAGAAUUGCGCAAAAAGGCAGAAAAGGAAGCACUGGAUCGACUGAAGCAAGAAGAAGAGCGUAGAGAAGCACAGCGUCAAGCUCGUAAACUGAACUUUUUGAUCACUCAAACGGAGCUGUACAGUCAUUUCAUUGGUCGAAAGAUCAAACAAGACACUGAAGAAGACGAGGAAACAGCUCAACCUGCUCCCUCUGGAUUAUCAACACCUCUUGCUCCUGUCUCUGCAGCAGAUGAAUUGGACGCCAGUGCAGGCAUUACCAACAUUGGUGAAGUUGACUUUGACGAAGAGGAUGAAGCAAUUUUGAAGGAGAAGGCUAGAUUGAGUGCUCAGAAUGCGCUGGCCAAGCAGAGAGAGCAAACAAGAGAGUUCGAUCAAGGUGCUCGCGAAAGACGUAUUGCAGCAGGCGAUGAUGUGGGUGCUAUGAAUCAAAUGGCCUUUGAUGACAUGAAUUUCCAAGAGCCUUCUAGCAUGGGAUCAGGUCCUGAAGUAUCGCAGCCUAGUAUGCUCAUGUGCCAACUCAAGAGCUAUCAACUGAAGGGUCUCAACUGGCUAGCUAACCUCUACGAACAAGGUAUCAACGGUAUUCUUGCCGAUGAAAUGGGUUUGGGAAAGACUGUUCAAUCCAUCUCUUUGCUGGCUUACUUGGCUGAGGUGCAUAAUAUCUGGGGCCCCUUUUUGGUCAUUGCACCUGCCUCGACGCUCCACAAUUGGCAGCAAGAGUUCGCCAAGUUUGUCCCUCAAUUCAGAGCCCUUCCUUACUGGGGAAAUCCCAAGGACCGUAAGGUAUUGCGUCAAUUUUGGAACAAGAAGCAGCUGUACGGCAAGGACGCUCCAUUCCACAUUGUGAUUACCAGUUAUCAGCUUGUCCUUACUGACGUGACCUACUUCCAACGUGUCAAAUGGCAAUACAUGAUUUUGGAUGAAGCACAAGCCAUCAAGAGCUCGUCGAGUGCUCGUUGGAAGCAGCUGCUUGGAUUCCACUGUCGUAAUCGAUUGCUCUUGACCGGUACACCCAUUCAAAAUAGUAUGCAAGAACUAUGGGCUUUGCUUCAUUUCAUUAUGCCCACCUUGUUUGAUUCGCACGAAGAGUUCAGUGAGUGGUUCUCCAAGGACAUUGAAAGUCAUGCUGAAAACCGUGGAUCGUUGAAUCAACAUCAACUGAGACGUUUGCACAUGAUUUUGAAGCCGUUCAUGUUGCGCCGUAUUAAGCGUAAUGUACAGCACGAAUUGGGAGAAAAGAUUGAAGUCGAAGUGUUCUGUGAUCUGACGGCUAGACAAAGAGCACUGUACCGAGGACUCAAGGAGAAGAUAUCGAUUUCGGAACUGCUGGAGAAGGCAACCUCACUAGGCGAUAUAGAGAAUAUGGACAGUCUGAUGAAUCUCGUCAUGCAAUUCAGAAAGGUCUGCAAUCACCCAGAGUUAUUUGAACGUGCUGAUGUCGAGUCGCCCAUGUCGUUCUGUGAUUUCAGUGAAACUGGCUCUCUUUCCAAAGAAACACAUUUGUAUUGUCCUUACUCUGCAACUAGUCAUAUCAAGUUCCGUAUCCCCAAAAAGCUCUAUAGGAAUGGCGGUAUCCUCAAAGUGGUGGGCCCUGAAUCCAACGCUGGCUACAGAAGAAAACUGCUUGACAACACGCUAAACAUCUGGAGCGCCAACAAUAUCUAUGAUUCAGAGUUCUCCGAUGAGACCAACGCUGCAUUCUCAUUUUUGAGGUUUACAGAUUUGGUGCCACAGGAAGCCAGCUAUCUGUUCAGAGCAACUCUGUUGGAAAAGUGGAUGGAUCAUUUGGCUAGACGUGAUCAGCGGGCAAGAAGAAGCUUAUACAGUGAUGAUCCACAAUCACCAGCCAAUACAUCUGCUCUAUUCCUCAUCCGCGAAACAAGCAAGCCAACAUCCUCCCUGCUGGCUACGCCUGGCUCACCUUUGUACGAGCUAUUGCAUGUUUUUGAUAAAUUCCUUCAAGACACUCGUGUAUUCGGUCAAUGCUAUUUGCCUGCAGUGAACACAGUGCCUGUUGAUAUCAUUUGCGAUGAUGUUUCUUUUAUACGUGAAAAGCGUGAAUACAUGUUUGACAUAAACGCAAGAUCUUGUCUCUUUGGAACACCGGAAUAUGUGACAAAGCUGCAUCCUGAAGAGCAAUCCAACUUGUCUGCUGUUGUCCGAAAGACAGGUGCUGGUGUCAUGCCUGUGCCGUCGUCAGGCUACGGUUACUCGUGGAUGAAGGUGCCGUCAAUGAAAGAUCUCAUUUUGGACUCUGGUAAAUUGGCCACCUUGGACAAGUUGCUGGAAAAACUCAAGACGGAGGGCCAUCGUUGCUUGGUCUAUUUCCAAAUGACGCGUAUGAUUGAUUUGUUUGAAGAGUACAUUGCUUAUAAGCAGUACCGCUAUCUUCGUCUGGAUGGCUCUUCCAAGAUCUCUGAUCGUCGCGAUAUGGUGCAAGAUUGGCAAACAAGACCCGAGAUUUUCAUCUUUUUACUGAGUACACGUGCUGGUGGUUUGGGUAUCAAUUUGACAGCAGCAGAUACUGUCAUUUUCUACGAUAGUGAUUGGAAUCCUACAGUAGAUCAGCAGGCCAUGGAUCGUGCACAUCGUCUUGGUCAAACCAAACAAGUCACUGUCUAUCGCUUGAUUACAAAGGGUACCAUUGAAGAAAGAAUCUUACAGAGAGCCAAGCAAAAGGAUGAAAUUCAAAAGGUCGUUAUCUCUGGUGGAGAGUUCAGACAAGUCGACUUUAAGCCAAGAGAAAUCGUGUCGCUCUUGUUGGACGAUGAAGAAUUGGAUGAUAAAUUGCAACUACAAUUACAGCGUAAAGCCGAAGAAGAAGAACAAAAGAAGGCAGCAAAACCACAAAAGAAAUCAAGAAAGCAGGCGUUGGCAUCAGAAGGUUCAAAGGAGUCAACACCUGCACUGAGUCCUUCCAAUGUGGAUAGGUUGUUCAGCGCUGGCGAAGACAUCAUCAAUACGGAUGAAGACAGUAACUCAUCAACGCCUGCCAAGAAAACAAAGGCAGCUAGAAUUGGUCGACCUAGAACUAACUUUUCAUUCACUGGUUAA